Cydia splendana is the source of this 4556-nucleotide messenger RNA. It is a transcript of the gene hry, whose product is annotated as protein hairy. Gene Ontology annotation, biological process: regulation of neurogenesis; anterior/posterior pattern specification; regulation of transcription by RNA polymerase II. The transcript has 4 exons. The record is from RefSeq and is a predicted model, not a curated record. Gene Ontology annotation, molecular function: protein dimerization activity; RNA polymerase II cis-regulatory region sequence-specific DNA binding; DNA-binding transcription factor activity, RNA polymerase II-specific. The coding region runs from base 76 to 783 and encodes 235 amino acids. Gene Ontology annotation, cellular component: nucleus. NCBI's taxonomy places the organism in Eukaryota, Metazoa, Arthropoda, Insecta, Lepidoptera, Tortricidae.
CGGGCGCCACGGCAGUCGCGCGCCGAACGCGCAGCGCAUCGCACGCCCGUGAUGACACAGUGAGUGACAGUGACAAUGGUGACCGGUGUCGGGCAGCCGGCCGUGCCGGAGAAAAAAGCAGAGAAUAGGAGGAGCAAUAAGCCGAUAAUGGAGAAGAGGAGGCGAGCGCGUAUCAAUAAUUGUCUCAACGAACUGAAGGCGCUCAUAUUGGAUGCCAUGAAAAAAGACCCAGCCAGACACUCGAAGCUCGAAAAGGCCGACAUCCUCGAGAUGACCGUGAAGCAUCUGGAAGGUCUCCGGACCGAGGCAUCCCCGGACCGGUUUCGUGCCGGCUACCGGCAUUGUCUGUCCGAAGUGUCCCGGUUCCCGGGCCUGGAGGCCGGCUUGAGGAAGCGGCUGGUGAAGCAUUUGGAGGGGAAUGUGGAGGGGGCAAGGCCCCCGGGCGCGCCAACACCGCCGUCUGAUGCUGAGGACGCGACCGCUAUUCCGCAUUCUACUAUUUUAAUAUCGGCGGGCCCCGGCUCCGGAGUACGCCUCGUUCCAACGCGCCUCUCCAACGGCGACAUAGCCCUGGUCCUCCCAGCCGGCGUCAGCGCCAACGCUCUUGGAGCAGUUCCGAACCUCGUCCCCCUCUCCCCUCGAGCGUCCUCCGCCUCGUCAGAACCCAGGUGCUUCUCGCCAGCCAGCUCUGGAUGGAGCUCGCCUCCACCUGCUGACGAUCCAGCGCCUUUAGCUUUAGUUACAAGGAAGACGACGGAGGAUAAACCGUGGAGACCGUGGUGACAGUGUUUUGUAACGCUUUUUUUGAGAAUUCUGAAGGAAUGUCGGUUCACAGUGUUUCUGGUUGUUGAUUUUUAUGUGGUUUAGUCGUCAUCAGAUAUAUAUAGGAGCGGCCGAGGAGCUCAAAGAUAUAUGAACACUCUAACGCCUUGAGAAUAGAGGCGUGUUCAAAUAUUUGUGAGCACCUUUGAUGAUGAUGUAAUUUCUAGCCAGUGUAAAGUCAAUCCCACUGUCUUAACUUACAUCACAUUUUUUUUCAAGUAUUCACAAUGACAUUUCCAUUCGGAAUUCUCAAAAAGAGCAUAAGCAUAAUACUUAUUGGAUUCUGUGAUAUACUUUUAAGUCUGUGAGUGGCAAGAAUGAAGUUCCUAGAUUAAAUAAAGCGUGUGUGUUUUAUUUAGAUAUGUUUGUAAAUAUUGAACGUGUAAAUUUUCCUCAAGUUACUUGCAUGGCCAGUACGAGUAUGUGUGCGAUAUUUUAAAGUACAGUCAGCAGCAGAAGUUGCUAAGCGGGCCAGGUGUUCAAAAUGAUCUUGACGCGAUUUUAUUGUUAAGAGAAUAAGAGCGUGUCAAGGUAAUUUUGAACACCUCGCCCGCUUAGCAACUUCUGCUGCUGACUGUAUGUAUUUAAAUUUCAUUCGGAGUCGGAUUCUGGUUUAACAACUUGUUACAGUUUUGAUCUUAUUUUGAUAAGACUUUGAAGCAGGGACCCAAUACCGGUAAAAUUUUCAUACAAAUAAACCGGUAUUCAAUUUCGGUAUCACGGUUGUUUAUGUACAUGCACUUAAUUCAGCUAAUGUGAUCAAUCAUUUUGCUUACCUAAAUACUAUUAUAUAAUAUCAAAGAAAUAUUGUGAAAGCUAUGAGAUAUUUAUAUUUUUAGUUAUACCGGUAAUGGUCCCUGCUUUGAAGAUUGCUCUUGCCUUGGUGCAUGCGAAAUGAAGUGAAAGUCGUGCGUGAGAUGAUAAAGAUAAAAGAUAAAAAAUAGUUUAUUCAAGUAGGCAUAUUACAAUGCGCUUAUGAACGUCAAAUAAAUGCGCGCCAAUCACCAAGACAAUCGAGGUCGUGUCAAAACUAGCUCAUAACCACAACAUUUUUUAAAUUAGAAUCGUAGAAUCGGCCUCUCGGCCUUUAUUUUAAUUUUAACGGUGUAUUGAUUUAGUUUUCCUUGUUAAGCUCUUAGUUAUGGUUUGUAAAUUUGUGAAAGACAUCUGAGGCAGUAUUUCGUAUGAUUAUGUGAGAGAACGGUAUGUUCGAUAUAUUUUAACACAGUAAAUAAUCCUAAACAAACAUUAUAUUGUGUUAUUUCUGUAAGUCGCUCCAUUAUUUAUACAGAAAUCCAAUUUUGGACGUGAAUUUUGACAUUUGUAGGCCUUGGCUAAAUUAUUUUUUCAAUCGAUAUCGAUACCUACUGGUAUCGAUAAUUUGUAUUACCUACUUAUGAGGUUUAUGUAUAAAAACCUUAAUGGAUUUUAUAUUAUGCAUUUUAUUAACAUACAGUGACUCAGUGACUCAGUGAGGAUAUAGAUAUACUAUCAAUCAAUAAAAUAAAAAAACUAAGAACAAUUUUUAAGCUUUUGUGCUUUUGUGUUCUUAAGAAAUUUAAAUUAGAUGUUUUUUUCUCAAUACAAGCAAAUCAUCUUUUUAAAUAGAAAAUUUAAUUACCCUGGAGGCCUAUAAACAUCUCAAAUAUCCACCUACAAUUUCAUGUCUUCAUUAAGAGUUAUACCUACGAACCAAGCCACCGCCAUACAAUGAAGGUACGCGCUCUUUUAAGCUUGUCAUUUUAAAAUAGGAGUGUAACUUUGAUUGUGAGGGAGCGGCUUUUUUGUCGGCGGGUUUGUGUGACUCUUAAACCACUCGGUUAUCGGCUUUGCUAACACAUAAUAAUGUUAUCGCUAGCGACAAACACUUAAAUAAGAUAUUUAAACGACUUAAUUAAAUAGGUAACUGUCCAUUUAAAGAAUUCUGUGUGCCUUACAGCAAAAUCGAAUAGUCUUCCAUUACUUAGAUCUAAGUGAGAUUAUAAUAAUUUAUGUUUAUCUUAAGUGCUUGAGAAAAAAUGAGUUGUUGGCGCUUGAGUAUAAUAAAAGUAGCAAACAAAGUAUAACAUACAUACAAAGUAAACAUAUGUUAUGACUCAUUUGUUUCGUGUUUUGUCUUUGAUGUUUUAUUAAAAUAUAAAUAAACACUAGCCAUUCUAAUUUAAAAAAAAAUUUGCCAAUUCUAUUUAAUCUCUAUUUUAGUAAAAACUAUGCCAAACCACUUUUUUUUUCUUUCGAGCACUUUUUAUCACUUAAUUCACUUAGUUCUUUUUAAGUUAGUUUAAAUUAGUAGGUUAAUUUAAUAAAUGCUCAAUUAUUUAGCUUGUUACCGAAAUAAAACAGUCGAAUAGUGUCUUCCUUUAUAAGUUACCUAAAGCGGAAUCCAGCAAACAGAAAUAUAUGUUGUAAUAAGUGAAAAUUUAUCUCUAAAAGAAAUUUAGCGUUGUAAACCAUCUCUUUCAGGAUAUUACCAGCGGUUACCACUAUUUAGGGCAUCCAAUGUCCGACGAUUCUCAAUACUCGUUUUGAAAUUCGAUAAUGGGGCCAUUGUACUAAUACUGGAAUUCCGGAAUUAAUACCGGUAUUGAUAUUGACCAUUUAAGUGUUUUUUUCCUUGUGUAGAUUAUAUUUUUGUUUGUUGUAAUUUGCGUUACAUAUACACAAAAUCUUUCUUUUUCAAUUAGUUUCAUUAUCAUUGCAAAAAAUGGUUCAAGGCAUAUUAAAAAAAAAUCCAUAAGGAAAAUCCGAUUGUGGUCGUUUUCAAUUCCGGUAUUGCAAUAUCGUAUAAAUCAGUCCGAUAUUCCGGCAUUUUGGAAUUCCUCAAUUUCGGUAUUCAUGCCCUAACACCAUAUUGUUGGCGCUCUGGUAACACCUGGGGUUAUGUUCAUCUUAAACCCUUUGCUUUGUUUCUAUAUUUAUAACAUUGGUAAAAGUAGAGAAAAGUAAUCUCAGAUGUUACCAGUGGUAAUAUGAUGGUAACACGCGGGAAUAAACCUCAUUUUUGCACUGAUGAUCACCUUGUACUGACUUCAGCAUGUUUAUGUCAAGAUUUUGUGUCAUAUACAUAGAUAUAUUAUAUAGUAAAGAUUGUCAUCAUUCAUAUUUUAUUUUAUUUCCUUAGUAUAUUUUUUACAUACAUGCGUUUUUAAGCUGAGAACCUUAGUAAAUCAGUUGUAGAUUUAAGCUAAGAUAUUGUAAUGUUUUGAAGAUAUAACCGAAGGCAUUGCUAAAGUAAAUUUUAUUUUAAAAAUAUAUCUAAUAAGUACCUAUGUGUGUAUUGAUGUACCAUCGGUAAGUUUCCAAAGUUUCCAAAAUUUCCAAAUGGAAAAAAUUCGGAAAUUUCGCAUAUUUUUGUAUGGCGAUUGAUGUGUUCAUUUCCAAAAUGAAAGUUUCCUUUGUUUCCUGUGAAAUUUCUGAAAACUCUUUCAACUUUUUGUAAAUGUUACACGACUACCACACAUGUAUAGGUGUGUAACAACUAUUAUGUGCAAACAUAUUUAAGAUAUAACCUAAAUUAAAAUAUUAAGAACUUUUAUUGUGUCUAACAGGAACGUAUUACCUUUUUUUGUCUUCGAAUAAAGUAUAUUAGAGUAUAUAUCGUGAUAUUAAAUACUAAGAUGCCUCUAAUGUUGUAUAAGGUACCUAAAAGUGUACAGUUUCUAAAACUAAGAGCUAAAUGUACCUAAAAGAAUAUGCCAUUUAAGUAAAAUAGAAAUACAUUUAUGAUAACAAUA